Messenger RNA from Ostreococcus tauri, 3957 nucleotides. RefSeq names its product Hydantoinaseoxoprolinase, N-terminal. Gene Ontology annotation, molecular function: 5-oxoprolinase (ATP-hydrolyzing) activity. The transcript has a single exon. Gene Ontology annotation, biological process: glutathione metabolic process. Bases 1 to 3957 code for a protein of 1318 amino acids. NCBI's taxonomy places the organism in Eukaryota, Viridiplantae, Chlorophyta, Mamiellophyceae, Mamiellales, Bathycoccaceae. The record is from RefSeq and is a predicted model, not a curated record. Gene Ontology annotation, cellular component: cytosol.
AUGGACGCCCGAUCGACCGCGCGCGCGCGCGCGAGGGCGUCGGCGCGUCCGACGCCCUCGACCGCGACCGCGCGCGCGUCCGUCGUCGCUCGACCGCGGGCGCGGCGGCGGGACGACGACGGGCGACGCGCGGACGCGGUCGAGGCGUCGACGACGCCGAGGCGAGACCUCCGGUUCUGCAUCGAUCGCGGUGGGACGUUCACGGACGUCUACGCGGAGAUCCCGAGCGCGGGGUCGGAAGGUGGACGGACGUUCGUGGCGUUGAAGCUGCUGAGCGAGGAUGGGAAAAAUUACUCGAGCGCGCCGCGCGAGGGCAUUCGACGGGUCCUCGAACGGGUGUACGGACGGAAGAUCUCGCGAUCGGAGAAGGUGCCGACGGAAAGGAUCGAGUGGAUACGAAUGGGAACGACGGUGGGGACGAACGCGCUGUUGGAGAGGACGGGGGCGAGGACGGCGCUCGUGACGACGAAAGGUUUCGGCGACUUGCUCGCGAUUGGGAAUCAGGCGAGACCGGAUAUAUUCGAUCUGGCGAUCGAGCGACCGGGUUCGUUGUACGAACGCGUGGUGGAGGUGGAUGAACGCGUGCGGGUGGUGGACGAGGGUGAGCGCGCGCGAGGUGCGCGCGUCGUCGGGUCCACGGGAGAGACGGUGGAGAUAUUGAAGCCGCUGGACGCGGAGUCUCUCAGGCCUCGAUUGCAAGCGCUCUUGGACGAUGGCGUACGAUCGAUAUCGGUCGUUUUGUUGCACUCGUACACGUUCGACGCGCACGAGCGAGCGAUCGGGGCGUUGGCGAGGGAGAUGGGAUUCGAGCACGUCGCGCUGAGCAGCGCGCUCGUUCCGAUGGUGCGCGUGGUGCCGCGCGGACACACCGGCGCGGUCGACGCGUAUCUCACGCCCUGCAUCAGGAAGUACAUCGAGUCGUUCUUAGAAGGCUUCGACGAGGGACUGCGCGAUGUCAAGGUGAGUUUCAUGCAGUCGGACGGCGGGCUGACGCCGGCGCAUAAUUUUAGCGGCUAUCAAGCCAUCCUGAGUGGUCCGGCUGGCGGCGUCGUCGGUUUCGCCCUCACCACGUCCGCGGCUCUGCGGGAUACGGGCGACGAUGGGCGGACGCCCAUCAUCGGCUUUGACAUGGGCGGAACGAGCACGGAUGUGAGUCGUUACGAUCCGCGCGCCGGUUACGAACAAGUGACGGAGACAACCACUGCGGGCGUCACAGUGCAGGCGCCGCAACUGGACAUCACGACCGUCGCCGCGGGCGGUGGUUCCGCCUUGACAUUUCGUUCGGGUACGUUUUAUGUCGGUCCGGAAAGCGUCGGCUCUCAGCCAGGACCGGUGUGCUAUCGUAAAGGAGGCGCGCUUGCCGUUACGGACGCCAACUUGGUUCUCGGUCGCGUUCUACCAGAGUAUUUCCCAAAAAUCUUCGGUCCGAACGAAGAUGAAGCGCUGGAUUACGAGUCAUCUUAUGAAGCAUUCUCAGCGCUCGCGGAGCGAAUCAACGCCGAGACGGGAGAGACCUUGUCGACCGAAGAAGUGGCGAUGGGAUUCUUGCGUGUCGCCAAUGAAGCGAUGUGUAGACCCAUUCGAGAAAUCACGGAGAGUAAGGGGUACGAAAUCUCAUCGCACGUCCUCGCCGCGUUCGGAGGCGCUGGACCACAGCACGCAUGCGCGAUUGCUCGUGAUUUAGGAAUGUCCACCGUCUUUGUGCAUAGAUUUUGCGGCAUUCUUUCCGCGUACGGAAUGGGUCUCGCUGAUGUUGUCGCCGAGUCCCAGGUGGCGUGCGCAGCACGAUACGACGAUCCUGACGGAUUAAAGCGCGCCAUGGAAGACAUGUCGCACCUAAAGAUGCGUGUAACGUCAGAGCUCACCUCAGACGGGCAGUUCAACUCAAGCGCGGUGAGAUGUGAGUGUUUUCUCAACCUGCGGUACGACGGCACAGACACUGCGAUGAUGGUUCCCGAGCCCAGCGAUGGUGACUACGCAAAAUCGUUCAGGGAGCGAUUCGUGCGAGAGUAUGGUUUCGAUCUUAAGGAGCGAGCGCUACUCAUCGAUGAUGUGCGAGUGCGUGGUGUGGCGAACAACACGUUACUCACACGGUUGCCCAUCGCAAAGAGCGAGCCGGGGGUAUUGCCAACGGCGGACACGCAGACUCGAGUAUACUUUGAAAACAUGGGUUGGGUGGAAACACCGGUGUACAAAUUCGAAGCCUUACUCGCGGGUAUGUCCGUUGCGGGUCCAGCCAUCAUCAUGAACGGCACGUCCACCUGCGUAAUUGAGCCGGCGUGCGUCGGAGAAGUGACCGAGUUUGGCGAUUUGAAAAUAACUGUAUCGAGCAACAAGAUUGCGCCGCAGAAGGUGGAUUACUCGCGACCCGACCCGAUCCUGAUCUCUAUUUUCAGCAAUCGGUUCAUGGGUAUAGCCGAGCGCAUGGGACGAACUCUGCAAAGGACAAGCGUAUCGACGAACAUAAAAGAGCGUUUGGACUUUUCGUGUGCAAUUUUCGGUCCAGACGGUGGACUCGUCGCCAACGCGCCGCACGUGCCCGUCCACCUUGGCGCGAUGUCCGCUACCGUUGGAUGGCAACUCGACCACUGGGGAUUUGAAGGACUGCACGAAGGCGACGUGCUCGUGACCAAUCAUCCUCGAGCGGGUGGUAGUCAUCUACCAGACAUCACUGUCGUGACGCCAGUGUUUCGAGAUGGGCAAAUUGUCUUCUUUGUCGCCUCUCGUGGACAUCACGCGGACAUCGGCGGUGCGACGCCCGGAUCCAUGCCUCCAUUUUCGAAAUCAAUUGUCGACGAAGGUGCCGCGAUCAAGACGUUCAAACUCGUCGAUCGCGGCGUGUACCAAGAAGAAGGCAUCGUCAAGCUGUUGACCAAGCCGGAAUCUGGUAGUCGUGGCACGAGGAAACUCGCUGAUAAUUUGAGCGACUUGAGUGCGCAAGUGGCCGCGAAUCAGCGCGGAAUAUCUCUUUUGAACGAACUCAUCGAUGAAUGCGGUUUAGAUCAGGUACAGGCGUACAUGAAUCACGUUCAAGACAACGCUGAACUUGCUGUCCGGGAUAUGCUGAAACAAGCAGCAAAAAAUGUCAUCCAAGACGCGGCGCGGUUGGGCGCAGUAAUCGACGGUGAUCGUGUCACUCUGAAAGCUCUCGACAAGAUGGAUGACGGGAGCCAAGUGUGUUUGACAUUGACUCUCGACGCGGAGCAAGGCACGGCUGAUUUCGAUUUUGCUGGUUCAUCCAAAGAAGUUGCGGGUAAUUGGAACGCGCCUCCUGCCGUCACGAACGCCGCUGUCAUCUACAGUAUUCGAUGUCUCGUAAAGCAAGAAAUUCCACUAAACCAGGGAUGUUUGAAACCUGUGACGAUAUCGGUUCCGGAUGGAUGCUUUCUUUCGCCGUCUGAAGACGCAGCCGUGGUCGGUGGAAAUGUGUUGACAUCGCAGCGUGUCACCGACGUCUGCCUCGCGGCUUUCGGGGCGUGCGCGAACGCACAAGGUUGCAUGAACAACUUGACGUUUGGGGAUGAUAACUUCGGAUACUAUGAAACGAUUGGCGGCGGCGCGGGCGCUGGGCCAGAUUUUGACGGCGCCUCUGCGGUCCAGUGUCACAUGACAAACACACGAAUCACUGAUCCAGAAAUCCUCGAGAGGCGUUACCCAGUCAUCCUGCGCGAAUUCUCCAUCCGUAAUGGAUCCGGCGGCCAGGGAAAUACCAAGGGUGGCGACGGAAUUGUUCGGAAAAUAGAAUUCCUCAAGAACAUCACCGUCAGCGUUCUCUCUGAACGCCGCGUAUUUGCUCCAAAAGGCUUAGCCGGGGGAGCCGACGGCGCCGUCGGAAUGAACCUACUCACCCGCGUCGACGGCGAGACCGUCGAUCUCGGCGGCAAAAACUCUGUCUCCGUCACUGACGGUGACGUUCUCACCAUCAUGACUCCCGGCGGCGGUGGUUAUGGCGCCUAA